This is a messenger RNA of Owenia fusiformis, 2135 nucleotides long. The record is from the annotation of a GenBank genome assembly. Lineage: Eukaryota; Metazoa; Annelida; Polychaeta; Sabellida; Oweniidae.
CGUAAAUAUUUUGAAAAAAUUGCUUGCUAAUUAUUUACGUUAUAUCUUAGUCAUAUUACAAGUUUACAACUUUGUUCCGCUAUUUGUGAAUAACUGGAUAUGUAUCGAUAGCGAGGCACAGCAAUUUAGACGGCAACUAUGUUUCAUUACUUUUUAAUUGGAUAAAACGUCGACGUUUUACUCUAUUAUCGCCCAUGGAUGGACCUUUGAAAAAUAUAAAUGAAUUGAAUCCAUAGAUGCCUGUCUACGUGGAUAUUGUUUCCUCCAGUAGUUACUGUAUCUUUUAUUUAUAUCAAGAAUUGGCCAACAGCAUAUUUACACCUAGUUAGUCUAAAUAAUCGAGAAUCAAAAUGAGUUCAUUCACUCCAAAAUUUUGGAAACCAGGGAGUGAAAAGCCUGGAGAGUUGUUAUCAGAAGAGCGCAACAGAUCUUCUGAAAGUACUGCUAUCAUAUACAAUCCCAAUGUGUCUAUGUCUAUUGAAAGUCAGCGAACUAGACUACCUGUAUUUAAGCAUAGAACCAACAUCCUGUACCUUGUGGAAACCUACCAGACUGUUGUCAUAGUAGGGGAGACAGGAUGCGGCAAAAGUACACAAAUUCCUCAGUACCUCCUUGAAGCAGGAUGGGCGGCUGAGGGACGCGUAAUUGCAGUAACACAACCUAGGAGGGUGGCUGCUGUUACGGUGGCGACACGUGUGGCUGAAGAGAGAGGAUGCAUGCUGGGUAAUGAAGUGGGUUAUUGCAUACGAUUUGAUGAUGUCACAAAUGAAGUAAACACUAGAAUUAAGUUUCUUACUGAUGGUAUGCUAGUACGAGAUAUGAUGGAUGACCCCCUUCUCUCUAAAUACAGUGUGAUUAUGCUGGAUGAGGCACAUGAAAGGACACUUCACACAGAUAUAGCUCUGGGCUUGCUGAAAAAGAUUCUGAAGAAACGGAAAGAUCUCAGACUCAUCAUAGCAUCAGCAACAUUAGAUGCAAAGAGGUUCCGUGACUUCUUCAACCUGAACACCACAUCAGAUGCCAAACAUGAUACAGCAGCUAUCCUUACAGUUGAAGGCAGGAUGUUUCCAGUAGAUGUCUUCUAUUCAUUAGACCCUGUGCCUGAUUAUGUGAAAGCCACUGUUGAGACAGUCAUGAAGAUCCACCAUAAAGAACCAGAGGGAGAUGUCUUAGCUUUCCUCACUGGGAUGGAUGAAGUGGAGCAUGUAACACGCUUACUCAUAGAUGAAGCCAGGAAGCUGGGCAAGGAUAGCAUGAAAAUGAUGGUUGCCAGGAUGUAUGGCAGUCUCCCUGCUUCAGAACAGAUGAAAGUAUUUGAAAGAACCCCAAGAAAUGUUCGGAAGAUAGUGGUAGCUACUAAUAUUGCUGAGGCCUCUAUUACAAUUAAUGGCAUUGUAUACAUAGUUGACUGUGGCUUUGUCAAAAUUAAAGCAUACAACCCAAAAUCAGGAAUAGAAUCUCUGGUUGUGACAGAGGUAUCUCAAGCGUCAGCAGAGCAGAGGGCGGGAAGGGCAGGGAGGGUGCGAUCUGGCAAAGCUUACAGACUUUAUACUGAUGACUCGUUUGAAAAACUGCCAGUAUCUUCAGUACCAGAGAUACAGCGGUCAGACAUGGCUGGAGUUGUUUUGCAGCUGAAGGCACUGGGUAUAGACAACAUUGUCAGAUUUGAUUUCCUUUCGCCACCCCCAGCAGAAAGUAUGGUUCGUGGUGUGGAACUGUUGUAUGCCUUGGGAGCACUAGAUGACCAUUGUCACCUCACACAACCAUUGGGCGCACAAAUGGCUGAAUUCCCUCUUAAACCUAUGUUUUCUAAAAUGCUUCUAAAUUCAGAUGAAUUUGGAUGUUCAGAGGAGAUGCUUACCAUAGCAGCAAUGACUCAGAUAGAGAAUGUAUUCAUUACACCCCCUGGACAGAAACAACAAGCUGUUCGAGCAAAGCGCAACUUUUCAGUGGAAGAAGGAGAUCACCUUACCUUACUGAAUGUCUAUACAGCUUUUAUCAAGUACAAGAAAAAUUCUCGCUGGUGUCAUGAAAACUUCCUGAAUUAUAGAGGUCUCUGUCGUGCAGUUAAUAUCCGAGAACAAUUACUACGUCUUAUGAAGAAAUUCAAGAUUCCAAUGACAUCCUGCGAUGGU